GUCAGAGGAGGCGGGCGGCGCGUCCGAGCCCAGCGCCUGCGCGAGCCGCGCCGCGCGCCGGAGGAGCGGCGGACCCGGAGCCGGAGCGAGGCCGUGAUGCCGCCGGGGCCCCGCGCCGCGCGCCAGCCCGGCAUGGAGGAGGAGUGCCGCGUGCUCUCCAUCCAGAGCCACGUCGUCCGCGGCUACGUGGGCAACCGGGCGGCCACCUUCCCGCUGCAGGUGUUGGGGUUUGAGAUCGACGCGGUGAACUCUGUCCAGUUUUCAAACCACACAGGCUACACCCACUGGAAGGGUCAGGUGCUGAAUGCCCAGGAGCUGCACGAGCUGUACGCAGGCCUGAAGCUGAACGGUGUGAACAAGUACGACUAUGUGCUCACGGGUUACACGAGGGACAAGUCCUUCCUGGCCAUGGUGGUGGACAUCGUGCAGGAGCUGAAGCAGCAGAACUCCAAGCUCGUGUACGUGUGCGAUCCUGUGAUGGGCGACAAGUGGAACGGCGAAGGCUCCAUGUACGUUCCCGAGGACCUCCUCCCCGUGUACAGAGAGAAGGUGGUGCCGGUGGCGGACAUCAUAACCCCCAACCAGUUUGAGGCCGAGUUACUGAGCGGCAGGAAGAUUCACAGCCAGGAAGAAGCGCUAGCGGUGAUGGACAUGCUGCAUGCCAUGGGCCCCGACACGGUGGUCAUCACCAGCUCUGACCUGCCUUCCUCGAGGGGCAGUGACUACCUGAUCGCGCUGGGCAGCCAGAGGACGAGGAGGCCGGACGGCACCACGCUGACCGAGCGCAUUCGGAUGGAGAUGCGCAGGGUGGACGCUGUCUUCGUGGGCACUGGGGACCUCUUUGCAGCUAUGCUCCUGGCGUGGACGCACAAGCACCCUGACAACCUCAAGGUGGCCUGCGAGAAGACCGUGUCCGCCAUGCACCACGUUCUCCAGAGGACCAUCCAGUGUGCAAGAGCCCAGGCUGGGGAAGGUCGGAAGCCCAGCCCCGCCCAGCUGGAGCUGAGGAUGGUCCAGAGCAAGAAGGACAUCGAGGACCCAGAGAUUGUCGUGCAGGCCACAGUGCUGUGAGGGCCGAGCGCACCCGCCCCGGCACACAGCAUGUCCCGUUCUCGUCCUUGUGAAAAUGUGACGUCCGCCUUAGAGCCCGGCUGAGACUUGACUUUCCAUCUCGUGAGUGUCGGGCUUCAGCCGGUCUCAAUUGUGAAGACGUGCCAGUUGUGCAUUUAACGAUAACAAAAGCAGUCACAGAUAUUUGUGAUUCGGAAACCCGGCCCCUCCCCCAAGGCUUUGGGACUCCUGACUGCCCCACGCUGGGCCACUGGCUGCCACUGCCCCCACAGAACCCCUGUCCUGCCUGGUCUGGGCCUGCGAAGGCCUCUGUCUGCAUCUCAGAUUGCGUCGGGUCUCAACCGUGGGCAUCUGGAAGAAUCACGCCAAAUAUCUUUAUGGUCCUGCUGGUCACACCCUCUCUGUUCCUGCGUUGGAAUUGCCGUCUUACCGUGCUGCUCACUGGGUCCUGGGAAUGUCCGGCCUUACGCAGCUGUACAGCUGCCCACGUCAGCAAGCUCAGAUGCACACUGGCGUGUGGUCUCCGCGCCAGGACCUUCCCAGGGCCCAGCAAACUCCUGUGGGUCUGCAGACCUCACGGGCUUCAGUGGGACCUCCUGUAUCUUGGGAACAGCUUCUGGGCAUCUGCUGUGUGUCAUGAGGGGUGCUGGUGCCGCAGGGCUGCUGCGGGCCAGUGGUGGGGUUGGAGAAAGGGGCCCUGUGGUUCCUCGAGGGCACUUGCUCUGCUGCGUGCCAUGUCGAGCCACAAGAGUGAGUGUGGGGACGCGGCAGGGCCACGUUUAGCCCCCUGUUGGUGUUCCAUCCUGGUCGCAUGCCGGGGGCGGGAGGCCCGUGCACAAAGCUGGCUGGGUUCCUGUCCUCGUGGACCUUCUGCUCCUACAGGGGAGGCCUUGGCACCGUGGGGGGCUCAGGCCCAGGUGGGCUGCGUGGUGGAGGCCAGUGUCGGCCCAGCACCAGUCCAGCUGUCUGCUGCUCCAGGGUGUCCCUGGCUCCGCCUGUCCAGAAUGGCGAGGCUGCAGGUGGGGCUGCUCGUCUGCCACCUGCCUGUCUCAGACCCCCAGAGCUUGGGGUGCCAAGGUGUGCCUCUCCAGGAACCCGCAGCCUGGAGGGUACGGUGGCUCCUGGGGCCCCGCCCCGCCCGCGGCGGCCCCCUCCCAAAGCCCAUACCCUCAGUGCAGUCCCAGCGUCUUCCAGGAAGACCCUCUUCCAGCACUGCGUUCUCGUCACCUUGUUGGAAAAUGUCCCAGGUCCUGGGGACGCUGGUUCCAUGGGACUCCAGCACCCCCACCUCUCUGACCCCGUGCAGCUCACAUUCCAAGGUCUGAACUCGAGGUCAGAGUGGACUGGCUCUCUGCUGGGGCCGCCGAGCCGGACGUGUCUCCUGCCAUGAUUCCUGGUCCCGGCAGCAGGCUUCUCCCUGCACCAAGUCCCACUGGGCCAGUGGCCUGGCAGGGGACCAGCCAGAUUCACCAGGGGCCCCUGCACGGCCUCCAGGAAAGCCGUCACUCCAGAUGGAGACCACGUGGCCAGUGAUGGGGGAAGCUAGUUUUGUGUCUCUCUCUCCCAGCCCCUGCCAUCUUUUUAAAAAAAUUUCUUAACAUGAGAGCAAGUGCAGGACUGGGGAGGAAGCACGUGCGUGGCCCUACCAUACGGUGGAGACCGCCGCCAGCGUGGGGCCGAGCCGUUGGCAGAGGGCAGCAGCCAUCGGGGCUUAGUCCAGGUGCGGGUGAGCCCCUCCCGCAGCACUUGGGGGCCCUCGUGCCCCAUGCAGACGCUGUACCACCAUGAACCCGCACCAUUGGCAGCUCCCUCUCCAGUCUCGCUAGACUGCCAGCCCUGGGGAUGAGGAGGCGCCCUGGCUGGAGCCAGGAGCCUAUGUGGGGCUGGUGUGGAGGCUGCUGUCGGGGUGCCUGUGCCGGCUGCAGGACCCGUUGAGAGGGCCAGGGUGUGGCACUGUGGCAGACGCUUGCCUGCCUGCGUGCGAUCCCCAGCACCCCGACCUCCCGGAAGAGGAGCAGGACUGUGGGCCUCAUGGAAGGAUGGCCCUGGCCAGCCCCUGCCCCUGAGCACGGCUUCAGUGGCGCUACCUGUCCCGGUGCUCCGGCCAUGUUUUCACCCAGCAGGGUCCAGACCCACAGCUCGCUGUCCCAGGGGACCUUGGGCAUCGGCAGUGGCUAUUGAUACGGCUCGGGUCCAAGUUAGAAUUAAAGUUUGUUUUUACUUUCCAUAGUUUCAGUGACAUCAAAAUAAUAAUGGUAACGAUUUGAGAAGAAUGCCACAUUAGCCCAGUGCUGCCACUUGUUACUAGGGGGUAGGAUCUUAAUAUGGUCUUAAUCCAGCUUCUCGAGCCUCCUGGACACUGCAAGAAGGAAUUACUCCAUAUGUGAUUCUUUUUUAAUCAAUUUCUGAUCCUUGCCUAGUCCUGCCAAGGUAAUCGUGUGCCUCUGUGUUGACUUUGCAAUAUAUACCAA
Sciurus carolinensis (gray squirrel) is the source of this 3542-nucleotide messenger RNA. RefSeq names its product pyridoxal kinase (gene Pdxk). Gene Ontology annotation, cellular component: cytosol. The coding region runs from base 97 to 1071 and encodes 324 amino acids. NCBI's taxonomy places the organism in Eukaryota, Metazoa, Chordata, Mammalia, Rodentia, Sciuridae. The transcript is spliced from 11 exons. Gene Ontology annotation, molecular function: pyridoxal kinase activity. The record is from RefSeq and is a predicted model, not a curated record. Gene Ontology annotation, biological process: pyridoxal 5'-phosphate salvage.